AUGACCAAUAUACACUUGUUCGUCUCACUCUUGCUCGUGACAACUAUAUCUCAUGCUGGUAAGUCAUAUUCCAACUUGUUAUAACCCUGUCCCUUGUUCACCUCCCCCUCAUCCCCCCCCCCCCCCCCCUCCCAAAAAAAGGAAUUUGCAUAACAUUGUUCAGAGCAUUUACACAUGACGUCAAGGUAGUUGAACGCUUUCUUUUGUCCCAAUAAUUUUGCAUUGAUACUAACCAUGUGAGUGAAAGGGCUUUAUCAUAGUCGUCCCAAGAGAAAUUGAAGACAAUGCCUAAAUUGUAUGAUGGGCAAUGUGAAAAUGGUGAAUUCUCUGCAUUCUUUAUUCGAUUUUGCAUCCGAACUUCACAUAUGAUCAGUAUGAUUUCACUCCAGAGAUAAAACCUGCGUUAGAAUAUACAAUGGCUUACAAAUAGACUCUAUCUAAGCGUUAAAAAGGCUAGAAAAAACAAAAUUUACAACUAGUAUUAUUAAAAACUAUAGCCUAGAACAAAGAAAAGGCUAUUAAAAACAAAAAUUUACAACUGUUUAGAAAUAAUUAAAAAUUUAAAUAUAGAAAAGGUGAAUAAAAAACGGAUGUGUGGUAGACUACCAGCUGCCGGGCAGAAAACAGAUUUUUCAAUGUGCUCUUUCUGAGUACUUGGACCUGGUGUUGUUUAUGAAACCGACUUGUACCUAUCCCUUCUCCAUUUGAAACAAGGAGAUCGCAGAAAUGUAUCGUUAGAGACAAAGAUCACUUUAUUAAUUUUAAUUUGUUCAUUUUUCUCUAGCUUUACAUUGCCCUCAUGGUUGGACUGAGUUUCAACGUUCUUGCUACAAGGUGAUGAAGGAAAUUGAACAUUCCAAGAUAUCUGGCGGCUGGUUAAAAGCGUCACGCGCAUGUAUGGGGUAUGGAGGUUAUCUUGUUAGCAUGACAAGUGAAACGGAAAAGGAAUUUGUUCAUAAUCUGUUGCCUUCGAAAUCUGCUUGGAUUGGGUUGGUUCAUUGGCUUCCGAAGGGUAUAUACAAAUGGAGCGAUGGAAGUUCUUUUAAUCAUUCUUUAUCCGUCGAGUGGUAUGGAAACACAACAAGUAAGCUUAAUGGCAAUGAGACCAAAUGUGUGGAACUAUUGAGAAAUGGCUGGAACCUUACUGAAUGUUGCAAGAAGACCGAGUACUACAUCUGUGAGAGACUGAAAGGUGAGUUGCUUCUAAAUACGUAAAGAAAGUAACCAGGCCCAUAUACGAGGGACAACAAUGCCAAGAAAUGUUUGCCAAAAGGAUUAUACAAAGCCAAAUUAACUGCUCCGCUACAAUAAUGAAUUCGUUGAUGCUUGCAAAAUUCGGUAUUAAUGCAACUUUUGUAAAGUUUUUUUGACUAAACAAAAUUCGCGUUUAUAUGCUUUUGCAAUGCUCAAAUAUUUCAUCCAAUUUUCAGCCAAUGCGAAGUACUGUUCUACCGUGCUGGAUAAAAACGUUUCAACAUGUUCGCUUAGAGCCUGAGCUAUUGCUCUGGUUGCCUGAAUUUCAGCCGUCUUCUCGAGUUGCAAACUCCCGAAAGAGAUCCUUCUCCCUGUCUCGAACCCUGCUGCCUCUCUCUUCCUCAGAGGCUCCAAUAGAAAGCGCGCGGGGACGAUGGGAUGGGUGCGCUCUCUCUUUUUGUUUCUCCCCAGCCUCGAGGCCUCCACGGAGGAGAGAGCCCUGCUAAUGAGGGAGACUUGAGAAAACGGCUAAAAUUCAUGUAGACUGCGAGCAGUCUCUCUUUUUCUUCAGGGCCGAGUUUUUCAAAGCUGGGUUAAGAUAACCCAGGGUUAGUGCUAGAUUUGAAUUCAGAUUUGAACGCUUAAAAAGCAUUUCAGUUUUAAUUCUUUUUGUCUACAAGUUGAUGAUUAGAAGCUCGACUCUAAUUUAGAACAACAGAGAAAAUUAUCCGGGAAAAUGCUUUUGAACAUAAGAAAAAAAAACCUGGUUAAAUUUAACCCCGGGUUAAGCGCUAAUCGGCCUUCGAACAACUGGACCCAGAUUUAGUAUGGGGAGUGCACAUGUGCAAGCGUUGAGUGUCGAAGCCGCAAGAGAAGCGGGAAACGAGGGCGGCAGCCCGAAAAGAAAAAAGUCGUACCUCUCCCGUCUCUCACCUUCAGUCAUGCGCGUGGUGUUACGGCGUGUCUCAGGCGUUUUGCUCGACGGACCAAGAAAAAAGAGAGACUGCUAGUAGUCUAAAAUUCAUGCAAGCUCUGACGCCAGUUGUUCAAAAAUUAACUAACGCUAUCCUAUGGAUGAUUCUCUAUCCGAUGGCAGGAGCCGAUUACUUGCCGAUGGAUAGUGUGACUGGUUGAGUUAUCGACUACAUAGUUACAAAUUUUAUUAGGAAUAGGAUGAUAAGGAUCUAUGAGAAAGAUGUUUUUUCAUUCGUAACAAAGGCGGCUCGAAAGAAAAAAAAAUCUGAGUACUUCAAAAUGUGGUAGAACCUAUGAGCUUCUGGUUGCUAGUACAGAUGCUCUACCACUGAGCUACAGGAUACUCGUGAGUGCUAAGGUCACUAAACUAGGGUCAUGUGACAAACCAGGGACACUCAACGAAUGUUUUCUGCAAAAUGUCUCCUUCAGAGGAACAAAUAUUGCCUAAAGUUUUCUGUUACUUGGGGACGGCUAAAAAUUUCUAGAUGAACGUUCCAUUCAUGAACAAUUUUCGAAGCUUGUCCAUUAAAUUGCCUAAGAUUUUCUUACGUUAAUUUUUUCACAUUUCACUCCCCAGGCUAGGCUAUUUUUCGUAGAAAAAAAACCCUACAAUUUCGGAUGUAAAAUGUGAUGGGGAGAGUAAUCAGAAAAACUAUAACUCUUGUUAUACGUUGAAUAGCUUUUAAAAUUUUCGGGAAAAUAAUAUACUGAAGCCCUUGUAAUUUGGAAAGAUUCACAUUCCCCUGGGAUGAUCGAAAAGAUAAAAAUUUUUAUAGCGCCACUUAGGGUCUGUUUACAUGGUGUGGGGGACCCCGGUCUAGUGGGGUUGGUUUCUUUUGUUUUCACACUCUGGGGCACACAAAACAAAAGAAACCUACCCCACUAAACCGGGGUCCCCCACUCCAUGUAAACAGGGCCUUAGAAUGCACUUAUAAAGGUCUAAAAGUGUUCUGGAUAGCCAAAAAGUGUUGUCAAAUGUAUUUAGGAGGAAACUGUCGUUGGGUGCCCCUGACAAACAUCCUGCAUACUUCAAGGACCGUAAUCUCGAUAUGUGCUUAAACGCAAUGAUGGAUAUGUGACGGUGCAUUUUAAGCCUGGUGAAAUAAGAAAGAUAUUUUUCAGUCACUAGGGGACACAGGCGGCUCUGAAAAUUAAACGACAUUCAUUUGAAACCGUUAUAUUUAAUUUGUCCCAUCCAUUAGGUCCACUGAGUUGCCCGCCUGAUCCUGAUGAAGGACAUCUGAAUGGAUUAUCUUGCUACUAUAAGCACAGCACUUUAAAAACAUGGGAAGAUGCAAAAAAGGACUGCAUUGCUUCUGGAAGCAAUUUGAUGAAAAUUAAUAGUACUGUAAACAAAACUGACACGGGAUUCCUGACCCGCCUAUUGGACACUAUUAAUUUCAAAGAGGUAGCUGAAUUAAGUAAGAGUGACCAAAAAACAGGUAGCAUCAUGAAAUAAAUAUGGAUAUAAAAAAUAUAGUAUUUAUCAAUUACUGAAUAAAGCUGAGUAUGAUAACAACAAUUACGCAGAUCGAGGAUGGCUAUGACCCUGAUUGAAUUGGUUGGUUUUUUCCUAUAUCUCGCAAAUAUGGCAGGCUUCUGCUAAUUAUGAGAAAAUACACAGGAAAUUGAUCAGCCAAUCAGAAACGGCGCAAAAUUUUGUAGAGAUACUCAAUGCCUCUAAAUCUUUACCUGUUAGCAUACCCUACUGAGAACCUAUACACGUAGAGGGUAGAGGGACGCCUUAUGACAUAUUAUAAUCAAUCACAGACUAACUAGCGUGAAUGUGGACUCAACAGGUCCUAGACAAGCUUCACAUGAUGUUCUAGGACUGCUCAUCGCUGUUAUCAGGCCCUAUUUAUUCAAAAGGUGCUUUGCCUAUAGUUAUUCACCUUUUGAAAAAUUAGACCCAGCCAGGGGACAAUGAAACGUCGGUGGCUCAUGGGAAAGAAACGGAAAGAACUAUAGUUAGUACAUCAUCAUCAUCAUCAUCAUCAUCAUCAUCAUCAUCAUCAUCAUCAUCAUCAUCAUCAUCAUCACUAUCACUGAUAUCAUUCGUUAGUUGCUGUUUUGCUUUUUUAUUUUAAAGGACAUUUGGAUCGACCAAGGAAACAAAUCUAAACUAUGUGGCAUAAUCUCGAAGACAGAUAAUAGAAAGACAGACCGUGACUGUGGCCAAAGGCAUGCUUAUCUUUGUGAAAAGCGCGUCCCAGGUGUGAUUUCAUUAUGGUGGCACACUUCCAUUUGAAGACUAGGAAGUAGCUUUAAUUUAAAACAAAUGAAGAAAGUAGGGUCUCCUUAUCAUUAUUUUUAUAUAAACUUUCAUCUCGGCUUUUUACGCCGGUCAAAAACUGCACAAAACCAAAAAGUAUCUCAGACCCUGCUCGGAUCAAAAGAAGAAAACACAGGUCUGUUGCCUAUGUUUCUUAUUAUAAAAAUUCCUUUUCAAACAAUAAGUAACCUUGGUAUCCAAGGGUACUUGCUAAAAUGGCCUAUAUGGGGAGGCUCCGCCAGAAAGGGGUGCCUUUUUCAGGCUUAAGGUAUAUUAAAGGGUAGGGGUUACUCUUAUAAACAGGGCUUCUGAUAUUUCGCGCGGUCGCAGAGCCGCGAAAUUCAGGUAAGUCCGCGAAAUCCCGCGAAAUUCACAAAAACACGAAAAAUUCCGCAAAAUUCGGUAGAAAUCUUAUCAAAUACAUGUCUGUACAACAUAUUUGAAACUUAUUUCAGCUAUAGGGGCUAUUUACUUGCCGUAAACUUGCAAAUUCAUCUUGGAACUUCGUCACUGAAACGUGCAAACAAUGUCCCGAAACUACCAGGCGUAAAUUAUGUUGCGAAAAACUGGGCACUAGCCAUGAUGUUAAAGGCUUUGCCAUUGGCUCAUUUCUCGAGCGUAUUGUUGUUGAAAGAGCAAAUGAUAACCUCUCUUAGGAAAACGUUAAAAAUGCUGGUCUGAUCAGUGCAAAACUGAUCAAUUUGUAGCGAAAUUUGCCCCGAAAAUAAUCACAAAAUAAGCCGUUUUUUACCGAUUCCUUUUGGUGAAAAUUUGCCCCGAAAACUCCCCCGAAAUUCCCGCGAAAUCGGCCGAUUUUUCCGCGAAUUUGUCUCUAAAAUUCCAGCGAAAGUUGACUUUUUUUUCUGCGACCUAUCAGAAGCCCUGUAUAAAGUAUAUAAAAGGUUCGGGAAAUCUGUCAUCGCGGUCCCAGGCGCUUUCUAUGGCUGUGAAAAACAUAAGAAAACUGUCUGGUUUAGCGACUUGUUCAUAGCUUAAAGACGGUACAUUUACAGCAGUUAAAAAAGAUGCAGCUUUCUGAAUUGGUGUGUAGAAGGGGUGCCAUUUGUCAAUUAAAGGUAUGCGAAAAGGGUCAGUUUUUUUGUCAAAAACUGGUAUAUAAAAGGGUAAGGAGUUGGACCUCGGGGCGGAGCCUCCCCCCUAUAAAAUUUUGUUGAGUACUUUCCCCUCUUACUUACGUACUUUCCCCUCCCCUCCCCACGCCUUGGUAAUGUGUUAAAGUCUUUAGUCCAGAAUUAAAAAACGUUGCUUUUUCCUUUAGGUAAAGUUUGUCAUAAUAAGUGCCCAGGGAAAAUGUCAUCUGUUCCCACUGAAGUCGAUUGCUCAUUUCCAAAAAGUCUCUGUUUUAAGUACAGUAAUAAGAGCGCGAAAGAUGGACAAUUCACCGAACAAGGGUGUAUAUCAGCUGAACUAUGCAGACAACUUGACAACCGAAAAGGCUUGGAAUGUUGCCAUGGUGAUUUGUGUAAUACAGGUGAGGCGGGAAAGGCUGAUCAAAAUCGAAGCUCUAAUUACAGUUUGGAUGCAGUGCUCAGUACAUAAAACCCUAUUCAGUUUGACCUCGCGUUCGGUUGUUCUGGAACCGACUGGCAACAAUAAUGUUCAUGAUAAAGUUUAAAGCGCACUCUGGUUGGUCGAUAAAGCGUGCUUUAUGAGAGCCUAAAACCCAGGGCUAAAGCUGUCAAGCCCUGCCAAUAUAGUUUGUUUUACGUCUCAUGUUCCCCUUACACAUCUUUUGUGCUCUUUACGCUUCCUGAGUGCUUUACAACAGAGCAAAGCACAAUCAAAGCUACUUUAUUUGUUAAGUACAGUAAUGGAUGAUUUUAAAUUGUUUUUGGCAAAUCAGCAGUGUAUAUAUCAAAUACAAAAAAUUUCUGGUAUUAGAGAAGUUAAGAGACGUGAUUAGGUGAUAUGACAUAUAGGUUACGUCAUCCCUCUGAUUAAUGGCCGAGUCAUCGUCUUGAUGACUUUCAUCAUGUUUAGAAAAGUUUGAAACCAGGACUAAAUUGAAUCAAAAUCAAUAGAUAGAUACCAAAAUGAUUGAAAGUUUUUGAAUUGACCACCAGGGAAAUAUUACACUGAUUUUCACUAUGUAGUUAUCAGUAUUUAUUUAUUUUAUCAUGAUAUUUAUCAAUGAUCUACGACAUAUAAAAAAGUUCUUAAAAUGAAAAUAAAAAGUCCCCGAAUGUUAUCCUUUCUUAAAGGGAAAUAGCAUAUUUUUAUCAGUAAAAGUGGCUAGGGUUAGUGAUUUCGGCGCAAAUUUCUAGGUCUAAUUGUUCGAAAUUGUUAUUUUUCUCCGUUUCAGUAAUAUCCUGCUAUCGAUGUGAAAACAAUUCAUCUCUUGAUGAAUGCCAAAAAAACCAAGACAACGUAGAUUGCCCCAUACCUGUUCACUACUGCGCAAAAACUAAGUAUCAAUGGAUAACAAGAGAGGGCAAAAUACAAGCGACUUAUCGCUACGGAUGUGUUACCAAAGAUCAGUGUGAUGCGACCUGUGAAAAGAUUGUAGAUUGCUGCAAAGGUGACAAGUGUAAUACAAGUAAGAAGAAAUUAUUUUUUAUCUUAGAAGCAAGAAUCGCCGAAAGGAAAUUUUUAACUGGGCUGCCAAGGGACUAUUUUUUCUGAGGGGAGGGGGCGGUUAUACACACUCAGGCUACCAUAAAACCUUGUCAGAAUCUCAUGUGAGACUGAAACAUAAACUCAUUGAGAACAUUGUACCCUUUUGAAAGACUUUGGUGACAAAAAAAAUGAGUACCAUUUUUAAGUGGGCUAUAUAACAACUUUUAAAUUCCACCAUUAUGAAUAAAAAUAAACAAGUUAGCCAUAAUUUUAAGCAGGAAACGAUUUGCAUUAUUUUCACGCACCCCUCCCCCAAUCCCUCUGCCCCCCAAUAUAUAGCGUGACAGUAUGACGUGACUAAUUUUGACGUAACCGGAAAUUCCAAAACCUAUUGUUGUUCUACAAGUAUAAAAUGCGACAGGGUCAGCUACUCGCCACUGGGCUGAUUUACACUAGACAGAAAUAUUGUUUUGUAUGAAAACCAGAAGUUUACUAAAACAGACAGCCAACUGCCCAUUGAUCCCGAUGCAGGGGCGUCACUGUCUGCAACCCUCAGACUUUAAAUAGACGAUACUAAAUUGCGGUCUACAGUCUACAUGAAAACGCACUUUUUUUUCCACAAGAUAAAAAAUAUUCAGCUUUAAGAUUUUCCUCUUGUUUUUUUACUCUAACUUAAAGGAAUAAAAUCCUCGCUUGCAUGUUGCUUUCAUCAGCACGCACUUUAAACAAUGUAAAUAGAUGAAACGAUUGCUAACAUAUUUUUUACCUGAUACCAAUGUGAGUUAAAAAUUCGCUCGAGUUCGCUGUUUGUCUUACCCAUGACUAACUUUUCUUCAUGGCAGAUUUAUAACUAUGCCGCUUUAUAACUCCUCCGAAGUUUUCGUGCCAGCUAGUAAACAAUAUGGAAACACUAUUCACAGUCCUUGGAUAUUAAAUAGACUGAACGUAACGCACUAUGUGCCCUUGUUUACUUCUGAUGACAUGUGCACGAACUCUCUCUUUUCAAGCAAUACGUCUCAGUGCACAAUAAUUGACCCUUACAUUAAGUAUAUAAAACCUUUAGGUUCAUUCAUAUUAAUACUGUUUUUGCCCCUUACAAUUACUGUCUUCAUUCGUAUUCAUGUGUAUUAUGUUUCGAGAUAAAUGGAUUAUACUCUUUUUUAAGUUCCCAUUUUGCGGUGACUUCAGUUUACAUCUCCAUAAAAUGGUACAAGAAACAUCAAGAAACAUCACGCAAGCUGAAAAAAUUACAAAGGCAUGUUUUUUGAAACUCGCUAAUGCUGACAUCAAUAUAUCGUGCUUGCUGAAUGGACGAAAACACAGAAUUGUGUUAACAAGAUCAUGUACAAAUUAAAUGAUAAAAGCUUAGCAAGAUACAGAUACAGACAAAAGCAAACCCCUGAAACCUUGACCUGGGCUACACUUGUAUGCUCUACUCAGUCACCAAACCUUGUCAGUAAUAGCUCCUAUUUUCCUCAAGUUAGUCUUUGUGAAGCUCUCGGAUGGGAUGUCCCGGUGAAGCUUUGAACUUGUGUGCAAAAUUCUCGAAGUGCGUUUUUCUGUCCAUGUCUUCUUUAUCCUCAGUAUCCGAAAUUUAGACCUCCUAAGUGGCGUGUGUUGCAUUAAAUAGAAGGAAAUAUUUAAAGGAAAAGCCAGUCUUCUAACAUGGCAAAGUUGUCACGUCCCUCGCUCAUGGACGUCCAUUUUAUAACAUCAGGUUCAUCUGACAUUCAUCGGCAACUGAGUUGUUCGCCUCACUGAGUACGACAGCUUAAAAUCAAGUAAGUCUUCAGCCAUAGUGUCGUCAACUGGUGAAAUACUUUGCUUAUAAAUUUUGCGUAUUAAUUGCUCAUGUACUAAAUCGAUCAAUAAUUUUCUCUAUGAGUUCACGAAACGACCCCGGCAUUCCAAACCUGACGCUCACAGUCAUCUUUUAGCGUGAACCUACCGUGAACGGUGUGUGGGUUUGUAUGCAACGUGAGCAUUUCUCUGAGUUUCCCAGCGCCAACAUCAUGAUCAACUGACUUAAACUCGAACAAUGACAAAACUUGUAGAGUGACGCCUAUGAUCGAAUCGCUUCGAACAACGCAAAUAGCCUUCUUCAGGUUCGCAGCGCCUUCUGGGUUUCUGGGGGGGGGGGGGCGAAGACAAGGUACAAAAAGUAUUCGUGCAAGAGUCCGUUCAAGGGAAAAUCGUAUGAAACCAUUUGUGAGAACAUCGUUUCUCGGUACCAGACCCUCGUGUCUUCCCUCCCCCAGGGGACCGUUUUUCUGCACAGACGACCGAAAACUGAAUUUCUAACUGGGCAGCCCAGUAAAUAGCAUACUUUUCAAUCUCGUUCCCAGGGACUUCUCAUUUUCAAAUGGCGGCGGCAUAUUGGAAAACGAGAAGACCCUUUAA
Porites evermanni is the source of this 9418-nucleotide messenger RNA. Lineage: Eukaryota; Metazoa; Cnidaria; Anthozoa; Scleractinia; Poritidae. The record is from the annotation of a GenBank genome assembly.